AUGAUCUCAGUCAGUUUUAAUCGUAUUGAUCCAUUAUUUAUGUAUACACAAUUGUUAAAAGAAGCACUUUUGGAAAUCGAAGAUGAUGAUACAAAAUCGAUUAAGGAACUUGUUGAAUACUGUCGUCUUCAAGGCGAUGUUUCCGAAAAAACACUUAAAAUGAUUGAAGAAGAAUAUCGUAAUCAUACACCCAUUUGGUGGUACACAGGUCCAUAUUUUAUCUACUCAAUGCUCAAUCGUGGUCUUCGACUAAUGGAUGUUGAUAUUAUACUUAAAAUGGGCUUUUUCAUCCGCCAUCUACAUCAAUAUAUUACAGACUUACAUCGUGAACAGCAAAGUAGCAAAGUAGCCAUACCAUCGCAAUUUCAAGUUUUUCGUGGUCAAGGCUUAUCCGUGGAAGUCUUUGAAAAAAUGAAGAAAACUAAAGGUGGACUUAUGUUGUUUAAUAAUUUUCUGUCGACAAGUCGUAAUCGUAAGAUUUCUUUCGAAACCUAUGCACGAUCGACAGCAUUCAAUACGAAUUCAGUUGGUAUUCUCUUCGUUAUGAACAUCGAUACGGCCAUUUGCACAGCUUCAUCGACACCUUUCGUCAACGUCAAAGAUAUUGGCUUCUACGAUGAUCAAGAAGAAGAAAUUCUUUUUUCGACACACACAAUUUUUCGUGUCGACCGCAUAGAACGUAUUGAAGAUAAGCAUACAGAUCGCCUCUGGCAAGUUAAUCUCACCCUCGCUAGUAAUCAAGACGAUGAUUUUAACAAACUUACAGCACAUUUACGUGAAGAGCUUCACGUCGCGGGAACAGGAUGGUCUCGACUGGGUUCUAUUCUUAUUAAGUUGGGUGAGCCUGCAAAAGCAGAACAUCUCUGUCAGCUACUCCUUGAGAAGGCAUCUUCUGAUGAAGACAAAGCGCAGUGUAAUGAUGAACUUGGCACGGUGUACAAAUACAUAGGAGAAUACUUGAAAGCAAUAACAUUUUAUGAAAGGGCAAUCGAUAUCUACAAGAAAAUGAGCCCUCCGAGUCAGCUCAACUUGGCUUCUUGCUACAACAACAUCGGUUCGCUGUAUAGAGAUAUGGGCGAGUACUCGAAAGCACUUUCAUCGCAUGAACGAUCACUUGAAAUCCAAAAAAUAGCUCUCCCUCCGAAUCAUCCCGACUUGACUAGUUCCUACAACAACAUCGCUGUGGUAUAUUAUAACAUGGGCGAGUACUCGAAAGCACUUUCAUCGUACGAACGAUCACUUGAAAUCCGAAAAAUAACUCUCCCUCCGAAUCAUCCCGACUUGGCUGGUUCCUACAACAACAUCGGUUUGGUGUAUUAUAAAAUGGGCGAGUACUCGAAAGCACUUUCAUCGCAUGAACGAUCACUUGAAAUCCAAAAAAUAGCUCUCCCACCGAAUCAUCCCGAUUUGGCUACUUCCUACAACAACAUCGGUAUGAUAUAUGAUAACAUGGGCGAGUACUCGAAAGCACUUUCAUCGUAUAAACGAUCACUUGAAAUCCAAAAAAUAGCUCUCCCUCCAAAUCAUCCCCACUUUGCUCAAUCCUACCACAACAUCGGUUUGCUGUAUAAUAACAUGGGCGAGUACCCGAAAGCACUUUCAUCCUAUGAACGAUCACUUGAAAUUAAAAAAAUAGCUCUCCCUCCGAAUCAUCCCGACUUGGCUGGUUCCUACAACAACAUCGGUAUAGUGUAUAGAAAAAUGGGCAAGUACUCGAAAGCACUUUUAUUGUAUGAACGAGCGCUUGGAAUCCAAAAAAUAGCUCUCCCUCCGAAUCAUCCAGACUUGGCUGAUUCCUACAGCAAUAUCGGUGCAGCGUAUUAUAACAUGGGCGAGUACUCGAAAGCACUUUCAUCGUACGAACGGUCACUUGAAAUCCGAAAAAUAGCUCUCCCUCCGAAUCAUCCCGACUUCGCUCAAUCCUACAACAACAUCGGCGCCGUGUAUUAUAACAUGGGCGAGUACUCGAAAGCAUUUUCAUCGUAUGAACGAUCACUUGAAAUCCAAAAAAUAGCUCUCCCUCCGAAUCAUCCCGAUUUGGCUACUUCCUACAACAACAUCGGUAUGGUAUAUGAUAACAUGGGCGAGUACUCGAAAGCACUUUCAUCGUAUGAUCGAUCACUUGAAAUCCGAAAAAUAGCUCUCCCUCCAAAUCAUCCCCACUUUGCUCAAUCCUACAACAACAUCGGUUUGGUGUAUAGAAACAUGGGCGAGUACUCGAAAGCACUUUCGUCGUAUGAACGAUCAAUUGAAAUCCGAAUAAUAGCUCUCCCUCCGAAUCAUCCCGACUUGGCUUCGUCCUACAACAACAUUGGUAUAGUGUAUAGAAACAUGGGCGAGUACUCGAAAGCACUUUCAUCGUAUGAACGAUCACUUGAAAUCCGAAAAAUAGCUCACCCUCCGAAUCAUCCCGACUUGGCUUCGUCCUACAACAACAUCGGUAUAGUGUAUAGAAACAUGGGCGAGUACUCGAAAGCGCUUUCAUCGCAUGAACGAUCACUUGAAAUCCAAAAAAUAGCUCUCCCUCCGAAUCAUCUCGACUUCGCUCAAUCCUACAACAACAUCGGUGCGGUGUAUGAUGACAUGGGCGAGUACUCGAAAGCACUUUCAUAUUACGAAAAAGCACUACAAAUCAAGAAGAUUGCUCUUCCCCCAGGACAUCCAAGUACUGCACUUACGGAAAGAAACAUUGAAAGUGUAAACAAGAAAAUGUAA
This is a messenger RNA of Rotaria sordida, 2715 nucleotides long. The record is from the annotation of a GenBank genome assembly. NCBI's taxonomy places the organism in Eukaryota, Metazoa, Rotifera, Eurotatoria, Philodinida, Philodinidae.